Mangifera indica (mango) is the source of this 1048-nucleotide messenger RNA. RefSeq names its product WUSCHEL-related homeobox 11-like. The record is from RefSeq and is a predicted model, not a curated record. Gene Ontology annotation, molecular function: DNA binding; DNA-binding transcription factor activity. Gene Ontology annotation, biological process: adventitious root development. The transcript has 3 exons. NCBI's taxonomy places the organism in Eukaryota, Viridiplantae, Streptophyta, Magnoliopsida, Sapindales, Anacardiaceae. The coding region runs from base 88 to 831 and encodes 247 amino acids.
AUAUUUUAAGCCUUGGUUUCAGCUUCAAAACUUCUUUUUCUUUUUAUUUUUCCCUUUUAUUUUUCUUCAACGCAACAACAAACAGUAAUGGAAGAUCAAAGCCAAGACACUAACAGUCCAAGCCAUGGCUCAGAGAGAAGCGAACCAGUGAGGUCUAGGUGGACUCCCAAGCCUGAACAAAUCCUCAUACUCGAGUCCAUCUUCAACAGUGGAAUGGUCAACCCUCCAAAAGAUGAAACCGUGAGGAUUCGAAAGUUGCUUGAAAAAUUUGGUGCUGUUGGCGAUGCAAAUGUCUUCUAUUGGUUCCAAAAUAGACGAUCAAGAUCUCGCCGCCGACAACGCCAGUUACAGGCGAGCCUCAACGCUGGAGAACAAAGAAAUCAACCUCAAUCGAGUGGUGCAAUUCAAUAUGAAAACAGCUUUGCAGCCAGUGCUAUGGGCUACACAACUUCUCCAGCUUUUGCUUCAACUCCGUCUAAUUUUCUAGCUGGCUCUUCUUCUGCUUCUUGUGGAUUUAAUGGUGCAGAGAAUCUUUAUUCAGUUUCUGGUGAUAUGGGUUUUCAAGAAAUUGAACAGAACUCCAGUGUAACUUCAAUCUUAUGCCCUUCAGAAACUUCCAAUUUGCAAUAUCAAUCUGGAUCUGUCACAGUUUUUAUCAAUGGUGUGCCAACAGAAGUUCCAAGGGGGCCACUUGAUAUGAAAGCAGUGUUUGGCCAAGAUGUAAUUUUGGUCCAUUCCUCUGGUGUUUCAGUUCCAACUAAUGAAUUUGGGUUCUUAAUUCAGAGUUUGCAGGAUGGUGAAAGCUAUUUCCUGGUUUCAAGACCGGCUUAAACAAGAAUCAAAGCUGAAACGAGUGGGAGCUUCCUCUACUAUGUUGUUCCAGUAUGCUAGGGCUGCUAUUCUGUAAUAACCCAAGCGCUUCCUAAAACCCCAUAUCCAAAAGAGAAAAAAAAAAAAAACAUUUCCAAAAGAAAAAAUAUAUAAGUUAUUUUAGUUCCUAUAUGUCUUUUACCCUUUUCAUUUUAAUCCAUUCGUUUCUCUUGUUUUA